Rangifer tarandus platyrhynchus (Svalbard reindeer) is the source of this 372-nucleotide messenger RNA. Lineage: Eukaryota; Metazoa; Chordata; Mammalia; Artiodactyla; Cervidae. The record is from the annotation of a GenBank genome assembly.
AUGACCGAGAGGCAGUACAGAACUUUCCCCAGUAACAGUGUGUGUUUCUUCUCCUUAAACUGUGUCCUGCCCAGGGUCUCACCUCCCGGUGGGCUCCCCAAGACCUCUGCCAAGUCCGGUUUCAUAAGGAGUGAUAAUCCCCACAGGGGGCCGUUUUGCCUUGUCUGGCUGGCGUUUCUGUUUCAUGGUCUGGGCACUGACCUUGAGCUGAGGCAACCCUUGCACUGCAGAGAGGAUGUAAUGGGGAGACAGCGCUGGGUUUGGGGUCCCACUGUUAUAUUUACAUCAUUUGUUAAACACACAUUAUUUCCAUUUCAUCUUGAUGCUGGGUGCCAUUUUCUGCAUAGACAUUUGCUUUUGCUUACUCACUGA